This is a messenger RNA of Spea bombifrons (plains spadefoot toad), 572 nucleotides long. Its product is annotated as protein ripply2.2-like. The record is from RefSeq and is a predicted model, not a curated record. NCBI's taxonomy places the organism in Eukaryota, Metazoa, Chordata, Amphibia, Anura, Pelobatidae. The coding region runs from base 1 to 453 and encodes 150 amino acids. Gene Ontology annotation, cellular component: nucleus. Gene Ontology annotation, biological process: negative regulation of transcription by RNA polymerase II; embryonic pattern specification. The transcript has 4 exons.
AUGGAGCAAAGGCUGACAAAGGACAUUGGUGGAGGAGCUCAUGGUGUCCCAUCAUUAGGCUGUUGCAGCUAUAAGUGCCCCCGACCCCUAACCCAAGGAUUUGUUCCUGAACGAAGACCAGUGAGCAGGAGAGCUCCCAAUCGACCACAUGCCAUGUUUUGGAGACCCUGGGUCCAUAACAGCUCCAGGCCAAAGGGCCAAAGACUGCCAGAUGCAUUCAGCCUGUGUGAAAAUCCUCAAGCCCCACAGAAGCCUGCAGAGUACAAUCACCCUGUGAGAUUAUUCUGGCCAAAGUCCAAGUCUAUAGAUCACAUGUACCAAGAAGCAAAUGAUUUGUUGAGAAAUUUCCCAGUCCAAGCGACGAUAUCCUUCUACAAUGACUCAGAGUCAGACACAGACAAUGAAGAUGACCCCAGUGAAGAAGAACAAGAUUCUGGAUUUGAAUCUGAAUAAUCACUGGAUGCGUUUCAAAGCCGACCAUUCUAUCAGAAUACCUAGGGGUGACAUGUUGUAAAAACAUCCUAAGCAGGUCAGCUGGGUAGGACAGCCUUUCUUCAAUGAAGUCUCAUCUU